Molecule: messenger RNA, 1107 nt
Organism: Fusarium venenatum
Lineage: Eukaryota; Fungi; Ascomycota; Sordariomycetes; Hypocreales; Nectriaceae
Source: RefSeq, a predicted model, not a curated record
AUGUCCAAGUUACCGUCUACCACUCGAACCCUCGUUGCACCUAAAAAAUGUCUCCCAGCUGGGUACACAGUCAUUGAGGAACCAAUCCCAACCAUCACCAAACCAAAUGAAGUUCUUGUCAAGAUGAAAGCUGUUUGUAUCAAUACUGGUGAUACGAAGUUUGCGUCUGGGCAGUUUGGUAUCCUUGUUGGUGAUCGAGUUAAAUUCCCAUUUGCUCUCGGCAUGGAGGGUUCAGGAGUAGUGAUAGCCGUUGGAUCAGCUGUCGCAGACUUCAAAGUCGACGAUGAAGUUUACGGCGUGGAGUAUGAGAAGCCUCUAUUCAGUCGACCGCCUGCAAAAUGGUGUUCAGACUACGUUGCCACAGAAGCCAAGUUCCUCCACAAGAAACCGGAGCAUACUUCUUUUGAAGAAGCUGCUGCUUUACCAGCGCUCACGGUAGUUGCGUAUCAAACCAUCAAGAAUGGACUACAACUCAGAGGACUGGAUGACCUUGUGGGACAGACGGUGUACAUACCAGCUGCUCUCAGCGGAACUGGUUCGUUAAUGAUCCAAGUCGCCAGAAAUUACUUUGGCGCAGAAAAGAUCAUUUCAACAGUGUCAACAGCCAAGAUCGGCCUUGUUGAAGAGUAUCUUCCUGGUCUGGUUGAUCAACUCUAUGACUACAAAACUCAAAACAUAGUCGAAAUGGUCGGUCGAGGCACCGUCGACUUUGCAGUCAGCACUCAAUUCAGCACACUGGACGACUGCAUAGCCAUCCUCAAACCCAAGACAGGUAUCCUCGCGAGUAUCGCAAGCGUGCCCAAGAGCGAAGUGAUGCUCAAGAUGAUGGGUCCCAAACUCUUCCCAGCUUGGCUCGGAUGGCUUCUCGAUAUGUUUCAGUGGUGGUAUACCUGGAAGUUACGCGGUACGAACAUAAAGUAUGAGUUCUUCUCUGGAAAUCCUGGUAUCAUGGAGGAUAUGGAAGUUGUUGCGGGUAUGAUUAAGCAGGGCAAGGUCAAAGGGAUUUGUACAGUGGUGGAUUUUGAGAACUUGGAAGAUAUCAGGAAAGCUUGUGAUAAGGUCUACAAGAUCCAAGGAGGUCCGGGAAAGUUGGUGAUUCGGAUGUAA